UGAAUACAAAGAUUUUAGUGUGACUUACCAUAUAAAGACUAUAUCUUCAAUCAACUUGCCCUACAUACAAUUAUGCUCUCUCUCUCUCUCAUUGUACCAUCACUUUUUUUCCCAUAUAUUAUUUCUUGUUUCUCAACAUUGAGACACAAAUAACACAAACAAUGAACCACCACAACAUGAAGAAGGGUAGUAGUACCAGUCUCAAAUUGAAAAUCUUAUUGCUUGUACUACUUUGCCUAGCAUCAUGCAUUUUGUUCAUGUCCAUGACACAGCCAGACUAUUUCCGUGGCACCGAAUUCGAUGUUCGGAUCGUCAAUGGCUUCACCAACAACUCCUCUUUGCCGCUGGUGAUAUGGUGCUCCUCCAAAGACGGCGAAAUGGGCGGCCGUGCCCUCCAGGAGGGUGAUGAUUUUGGGUGGACCUUCAAGACUAAGUACUUCUGGGAUACUAGUAGUGUUUUCUCUUGCACCAUGAAAUGGGACCAGAAGAGGAAGAGUUUCAAUGCGCUUCAGGUUGGUCAUCAUUGGGAGAGGAAGUGCUUUUGGGUGGUGAAAGAGGAUGGGUUUUAUUUCAGUAAUGAUGAUCUUAAUUGGAAGAAACUUUUUUCAUGGUCAUAGUUUAUCAUAUAGCGACAAUCAACGUAUUAUGAUAUAAAUUAAUAUUUUUAUAUAUAUACAAAUAUAUGUUGUCUCUUACUGGUGAAUUUUGUUGCUUUUGAUUAUUUUUAUAUUCCAAGGAUAUCAAUUUUUCUUGGUUGUUAGAUUAUUUUUAUGUAGAUGUGCAAGAGAAAGAAAUCAAAGUUACUCUGUUCUUUCUAGAAGAAGAAAAAAAUGUAAUUUUAUAUGAAUUUUAUUACAUAUAAUAAUCUAUCAUGUAUUUAAGAUCAACU
This is a messenger RNA of Cornus florida, 889 nucleotides long. Its product is annotated as S-protein homolog 74-like. The coding region runs from base 162 to 617 and encodes 151 amino acids. The transcript has a single exon. Lineage: Eukaryota; Viridiplantae; Streptophyta; Magnoliopsida; Cornales; Cornaceae. The record is from RefSeq and is a predicted model, not a curated record.